Messenger RNA from Lachancea sp. 'fantastica', 2832 nucleotides. The record is from the annotation of a GenBank genome assembly. NCBI's taxonomy places the organism in Eukaryota, Fungi, Ascomycota, Saccharomycetes, Saccharomycetales, Saccharomycetaceae.
AUGUCUGUUGUAACGGCCGCACCGCUUUUGGCCUUAUUGAAAGAGGACGACCAAGUCGCUCAAACGUACGCUUUACAAUCGAUUAACGGGAUUGUGGACCAGCUUUGGUCUGAAGUAUCCAACGAGAUCUCACGGAUUGAGGCUUUAUAUGAUGACAACGCUUUUGAAAAUCGCAAAUUGGCGGCAAUUGUGGCUGCCAAAGUGUACUAUAACCUAGGGGAGUAUGAGUCUGCUGUGAAAUUUGCCCUUGCCGCUGACGAAUACUUCGAUGUCGAUGAAAAAUCACAGUUCGUGGAAACAAUUGUUUCACAGAGCAUUGACAUGUACAUUCAUUCCGCAGCGUACAACUACGAAAACCGCAAAACUCAGAAACCCAUUGCUCCUCAGCUUGAGUCUGUUUUUGAAAGAAUGCUGCAAAAAUGCGUGGAAAGCGGGGAAUACAAGCUAGCUUUGGGAAUAGCCAUAGACAGUUACCGUUCAGACGUGGUGGAAAAUGUCUUGACUGCGCGCGUGGCCGAAGAUUCGGAACAGAACGCCUUGAAACUCAUCACGUACGUGCUGAGUGCAGCGUCGACUACUGUGACCUGCACACCGUUCAGAACUGACUUACUACAAAAACUCUUCAAAAUCUUAACGUCAACAAAGUCCCCAGACUACUCAACGCUCUCCAAGAUCAUCGUGACGCUUAACGACUUGAACUUGGGUAAAGUGCUUUUUUUCAAGCUUUCACGGGAAGAAGCUCCUGAAAUUUCGUACCAGAUCGCCUUCGAUCUUGUGUCUUCUGCAUCCCAAGGGUUGCUAAACGGUCUGGUUGGCUCUAUGAGGGACGAAGGUUACGAUCCAAAACUAUUGGAGAUUUUAUCUGGUAUACCGACAUGCGACUAUUACAACACAUUUCUUUUCAGAAACAAAAACAUCGAUUUGGGCCUGUUGAACAAGACCAAAUCCUCAAUGGACGGCAAAUUCUCUCUGUUCCAUACUGCUGUCAGCGUUUCUAACGGAUUCAUGCAUGCAGGCACAACUGAUGACUCUUUCAUCAGGUCUAACCUUCCAUGGCUAGGAAAAGCUCAAAACUGGGCAAAGUUUACAGCGACGGCCUCUUUGGGUGUUAUUCACAAAGGCAACCUCACAGACGGCAAAAAAAUUAUGGAACCCUACCUACCCGGUAGUAGAGCGGCCUCUCGCUAUAUCAAAGGAGGGUCCUUGUAUGGUCUCGGUCUCAUUUAUGCCGGAUAUGGUAGCGAAAUCAUUGAAUACCUAAAAUCGCAUGUGGUCGAGAACAGCUCAUCCGUUGGUGAUGAAGACGUCGACGUCUUGCUACAUGGGGCGUCCUUGGGUAUCGGGCUCGCAGGAAUGGGUUCUUCGAACAGCGAGCUGUACGAAGCUUUGAGAGAAGUGCUGUAUAAUGACUCGGUUAACUCAGGAGAAGCCGCUGCCUUGGGAAUGGGGCUUGUCAUGUUGGGAAGUGGUAACAAAAAUGCAAUUCAAGAUAUGUUCACAUAUGCCCAAGAAACACAGCAUGGAAACAUCUCUCGGGGUUUAGCGGUUGGUGUGGCGGUCAUCAAUUUCGGUAAAAAGGAAAUGGCUGACGACAUUAUCAGAAACAUGAUAGAACACGAAAAUAGCUUACUGCGUUAUGGUGGUGCUUACACAAUAGCUCUUGCCUACGCAGGUACCGGUGAUAACAAAGCAAUCAAAAAAUUGCUGCAUAUCGCCGUUUCGGACUCCAACGAUGAUGUUAGAAGAGCUGCAGUUAUUGCUCUGGGAUUUGUAUUAAUUCGUGAUUACACAACUGUUCCAAGACUGGUAGAGCUGUUAGCCGAGUCUCACAAUGCACACGUUCGUUGCGGUACCGCGUUCGCAUUGGGUGUCGCUUGUGCUGGAAGAGGCCUGCAGGCUGCGGUCAAUUUGCUUCUACCACUAACAAAAGAUCCAGUUGAUUUCGUGCGCCAAGCGGCUAUGAUAUCUCUGUCAUUAGUGUUUGUUCAACAAACGGAGAAAACCAAUCCUAAAGUGAAGGAGAUUAAUGACUUGUUUUUGAACGUGAUCUCGAACAAGCACCAAGAAGGACUUGCCAAAUUUGGAGCUUGCGUUGCGCAGGGUAUCAUGAAUGCUGGUGGUCGCAACUCCACCAUCCAAUUGGAAAACAUCGAGAUGGGAACCUUGGACACCAAGGCGGUAAUCGGACUUGCUAUGUUCUCGCAAUUGUGGUACUGGUUCCCCAUGGCCCAUUUCCUGUCACUAUCUUUCAGCCCCACAAGCAUUAUUGGUGUUCGCGGUAAGGAUUUGAGUAUUCCACGCUUCGAUUUCCUAUGUCACACUAAACCCGAUGUUUUCGAUUAUCCACCUAUGUUCGAGGAAAAUACUGACAAGAAUGUCGAAAAAGUUGCAACUGCUGUUUUAUCGACGACUGCAAAGGCAAAGGCGAGAGCCAAGAAAAGUAAAAAGGAUGUCAAAGAAGUCACCGAGGAAAAAGUCAAGAAAGAGCCUUUGGCCGAUGCCAAAUUGGAAUCGGUGGAGGAAUCCCGUAAAGCGGACACUGAGAUUAAAGAUGACGCCCCUUACAAAAUAAAGUAUGUUAACAAAGGUUACAAAAUUGAGAAUGCGUCGCGCGUGGUUCCCCAGCAGCUAAAAUACAUUGCCUUUUCGAAAGACGAGAGAUUUGUUCCAGUUCGGAAGUUUAGAGGCAGCAACGGUGUUGUUGUCAUGAUCGACAAGACCCCAAAUGAACCUGUUGAACUGAUUAAGACUGCAAAGCAGAAAAAAGAUGUUGAUGCGCCGUUACCUACGCCAUUCAAGGUAGAAGAGGAACUAGAGUUCUCCAAAAUUUAA